Messenger RNA from Bolinopsis microptera, 1901 nucleotides. RefSeq names its product vesicular integral-membrane protein VIP36-like. Gene Ontology annotation, cellular component: COPII-coated ER to Golgi transport vesicle; Golgi membrane; endoplasmic reticulum membrane. The record is from RefSeq and is a predicted model, not a curated record. Bases 25 to 1008 code for a protein of 327 amino acids. Gene Ontology annotation, biological process: endoplasmic reticulum to Golgi vesicle-mediated transport. Gene Ontology annotation, molecular function: D-mannose binding. The transcript has 10 exons. Lineage: Eukaryota; Metazoa; Ctenophora; Tentaculata; Lobata; Bolinopsidae.
UACUAUAUAACAAAUAAUUUGAGGAUGAAGGUGGUGGUGGUGCUGUUGGUAGCGUUAGCAGUCACUUACUGCAAAACUCCACUUCCAAUGGAGAAAAAGGUGUACAUCCGAAGAGAACACAGUCUCAUCAAACCUUACUCUUCAAUGAGCAUGGAUACCCCAAUGUGGGAUUAUAGUGGUAGUACGAUCGUGAGUAACAACGAGAUCCGCCUCACGCCCGACCAUCAGUCCAAGUCUGGUCGCGUCUGGAACACCAUUGCACUGAUGUCCCGGAACUGGGAGAUACUGAUGGAGUUUAAGGUACACGGUUCCGGGAGGACCCUGUACGGUGACGGGUUUGCUCUGUGGUACGUGAACGAGAGACAACUCAUGUCCGGGGAUGUGUUUGGUGCUAAGAAUGGUUUUAACGGUCUGGCAAUAUUUUUUGACACCUACAGCAAUCACAAUGGCGAACAUUCGCACGGGCACCCUUACAUCUCAGCUGUGGUUCACAACGGCACACAGAAAUACGACCAUGACAAUGAUGGUACACACAACGAGUUAGCUGGGUGUCAGAGCAGUUUUAGAGGACAGAAGCACGACACUUUUGCCAGUAUCAAAUAUAUCAACAACGUCUUAACUGUACACACUGACGUACGAGGAAAGAACAAGUGGACCAAAUGUUUUGAAGAGAAGAACGUGAUACUUCCAGUGGGAUACCAUCUAGGUUUGAGUGCCAGCACCGGGGACUUGGCAGAUAGUCACGACGUGAAAAUGUUGAAGCUGUACGAGGUUGACCUGCUCCCCGGGCAAACUUUCAAUGUUGAGGAAGCACUCAAAUUGGUUCCUUCCGCUGAAGGGGAACCUGACCGACCCCAUGUCGAAGACAUCCAGCCACUAUUUAGUCGUAGAGUGAAAACAAUAUUUUACAUAUGUUUUGGACUUGUAUUGCUCCUGAUUUUAGGGGGUGUUGGAUAUCAUUAUUAUAACAAAUACAUUAUCGGGAGAAAUAAGAAACGUUUUUAUUGAGGGACAUUUUGUAUGUUACUUGCACUCAAGGGACUUAUCACUUAACAUUCUAACUUAUGGGCACACGUCUGAUGAACGUCACUUGAUCUGUCAUUUAUUUUUUAAAAGAGUGUUUGAAAAACUUCUGAUUUAUUAUUGAUAAGUUUGUUUACUCUAGCCGAAAGAUUUACAUGGAACUGUUUAACUUUAUUUUGUAAGCUUCAGAGUUCUGUUUACGAUACAGUCGUCAAAUUUCGUUUAAAUCAUCAACAAAUUUUACGCCACGUGGGUUUUAAACGUAAUUCAUCAUUUCAGCGCACGUUCAUCCAAAGAAAAAAGAGAAGGGGUCAUCCUCUGUACUCUGGACAAUUCUGUAUAUUUUCAUAGGACUAGUGGUAAUACUUUCAGUCGUCGGUAUUAGCAUUGUUGUUUGGCAGAAAAAGAAUGAGGACCGUCGCAGAAAACGCUUCUUUUGAAAAUAUCACACAGAGAUGAAUGUAUCGUACGUUAAAUUAAGGCCUUCGAUUAUGAACGUAUUUAUACGUAGCUUUGAUUCAUAUGACAUCAAAUUGUUCAUGGGCAAAAGGCUAAUCCGAGGUUUUUGUAAACUUGUAGAUAAAUUAUUGAACAAUGAUUUCUAAUUCUAUUCUUGUACGAUUUUUUACGUUUUGUUAAAUCAAGUCACUUGAAGAGUUAGUUAAAUUUUUGUACUAAUAUCUACUCGACUGCCGAAUGCUACCAAUGAACUAGGCGGUAGGCCGAACUCUGAAGCUUUGAAAGGAAUUAAAUGGAUACAGUGUCCGAAUUCUAUAGUUUAUACUCUAUAUGCGGUCUUCAUUGCUGCAUUAAUAGAAGAUUUUAGGAUGUUAUAUUUAUUUUACUUAUGUCCCUAUUAAAGUUAACAAGUUUUCGAG